CUUACAGUGAAAUAUGCUGCAGAGGUGCGUGUAACUGAUCUGCAUCAGUUCUUAUCUGGGAAAAGCAAGGCGGUUCCUGAUGCUGUACAAGGGCUUGACAUUGUAUUACGACAGAUACCGUCUCUUUAUUUCACACCUAUAGGAAGAAGUUUCUUUCCUCCUAACAAACCAGGAUCUCCUCUUGGAGGAGGAUGUGAGGUGAAAACUGGAUUUUAUCAGACCAUUCGGCCAUCAGAGUGGAAGACUAUGUUGGUUAAUAUAGAUGUCUCUUCCAAAGGGUUUAUGAAGGCUCAACCAGUUAUUGAUCUCUUGUGCGAUAUUGCUAAWGCUAAUGAUCGUACCAUCAGCGAUAGACAAUGGAGGAUGAAACAUUAUCAAGAAAAGGAAUUCGUCGAAGCAGUCAAAGGUUUCAAAGUUGAAACGAACCACAUUCCAGGGAAGAAGCGCAAAUACCUUGUGAAUGGUAUAGGCAAGAAUGCUUUUGACUAUAAAUUCAAACUCGAAAGUGAAUCAAGAAUGAUAUCAGUMAAAGAAUACUUCAAGGAGAUGUAUAACAUAGACUUGAGGUUUCCUCAUUUACCUUGUCUUGUUGUGGGACAAAAGAAAAACUACCUUCCGAUGGAAGUGUGUCAAAUGGUGGAGAGCCAAAAAAGAAAACUUACUGAUGAUCAGACUGCUGCUAUGAUUAAAAAAGUUACAUGUCCGGCCAAGCGCAGACAGAAAGAUAUUGAAGAAUGGGCAAGUCAGUUACAAGGCAACAGUGCCCAGUAUCUUCACGACGAGUAUGGCAUGUCCAUUAAYAAAAACAUGGUUGAUGUGGAAGGCCGAGUCCUUGACCCUCCUAGGGUCUMCUUGGGAGGAAAAGGUACCAUUGUGCCACAUAACGGCGUUUGGGACAUGCGCAAUAAGAUGUUCUUCCAAGGUACUAGCAUUGAUGUGUGGGCCAUGCUUUGCUUUGUUGAUCAGAGAAGGUGUGGCAAAGACGUCACCAGAAAAUUUGCAAAUGUCAUGUCAAAAGUCUGUCGUGACGAAGGAAUGUCAAUGAAUGGAAGGCCUUGCCACAUCCAAUAUCCACGGACAAACGAUAAUAUUGAGCAAAUUCUGUCGAAUUUGAUCGAAAGAUACAAAGACCUUCAAUUAGUUUUGGUAGUUUUACCCGCUCAAGGAAACAAGGAUGUCUACAAGGAGGUSAAACGCGUCGCUGACACGGUUCUUGGAAUCCCAACGCAGUGCGUUCAAACUAAACAGUUCGAACAAGCAAAGCCCCAGGUGUGUUCCAACAUUGCCAUGAAAAUCAAUGCUAAACUAGGAGGAAUCAACCACAUCGUAGAUCCAUCCGACAUGCCACCUGUCUUCCAAGAAGUCAUUGUCUUCGGUGCAGACGURACGCACCCCUCCCCUGGUGAGAGCAAUAUCCCAUCAAUCGCCGCUGUCGUGGCUAGUGUCGAUCCUCACGCAAGUAAGUACGCUGCCCGAGUAAGAGCGCAGACUCACAUGAAAGAUAARGCAGCGCAGGAGAUAAUUUUGGAAAUGAAAGCGAUGGUAAAAGAGCUGCUGAUUGAGUUCUAUAAAGCGACGCGAAAAAAGCCACAGCGGAUUAUCUUUUAUCGCGAUGGUGURAGCGAAGGUCAGUUUGAUCAGGUUCUUAUCCAUGAGGUCAAAGCCGUCCAACAGGCAUGCCUGGAAUUACCUGGUGAGUACCGUCCCCCGAUCACGUUUAUCGUGGUGCAAAAGCGACACCACGCGAGGUUAUUUUGUACUGACAGAGCCGACGAGUCAGGAAAAUCUGGUAACAUUCCCCCUGGAACAAUGGUCGAUCGUGGUAUCACACAYCCUUAUGAAUUUGAUUUCUACCUAUGCAGCCAUCAGGGUAUCCAGGGAACAAGUCGUCCAACCCACUACCACGUGCUGUAUGAUGAUAAUAGCUUCGAUGCCAACUCUCUACAAAAGCUGACGUACCAUUUAUGUCACACGUAUGCACGAUGUACUCGAAGUGUAUCGAUGCCCUCCCCGGCUUACUAUGCUCAUCUAGUGGCGUUCAGGGCAAGRCAUCACUUAAAUGGGCUUGCAUCGAAAAGACAUGAAGAUGGUAAAAGUGAUGAAGAGGUACGAAAUGAAUGGUGUAAAGCAAUUAAUGUCAACGAGAAGUUGAAGAAAGCAAUGUACUUCGCGUAAAUGGUGUCGUAUCACUUCCAAUGGCAGAUCAUUAAAGAUAAGCAAAGGUUGUGUUAAAGGGGCAUGGUCAACCAGCAUUCAUUGCGGUCGUGUUAUAGUUUUUUUUAUUGCACAAAUGAGGUGACUUCAGUUUUAAAGUCAAAUAUCUCCGUUCAUAAACUGGAAAAAAAUCGCGCAGUUUAAAAGGUUGUAAAUUUGAUGUAAUUAUGAUGUAAGUGUCCAAAAUGGCGUAAAUUUGAUGU
This is a messenger RNA of Exaiptasia diaphana, 2417 nucleotides long. Its product is annotated as protein argonaute-2. Gene Ontology annotation, molecular function: protein binding; RNA binding. Lineage: Eukaryota; Metazoa; Cnidaria; Anthozoa; Actiniaria; Aiptasiidae. The record is from RefSeq and is a predicted model, not a curated record.